CAGUCGCCCAUGCGCCGCCCGGGGCCGAGGUAUAUAAACUCCCCAUCAGCGCACCUUCGGUCUCAACCCACAGGCUCCUGCUGUCGUGUGAGUCAUGGAGGCCGCGCGCUUCCCCCUCAGUGUCCGUCUGACCGGAGUGAUGCACAAGGAGAAGAGCAAAAUGUACAUGACCUCGGUGCUUUGGUCGGAUCAGAGUGAAAUCCCCGUUUACAGAACUUUUCGUGAAUUCAAGAAAUUCCACAAACAAAUGAAGAAGGCUUUCCCGACGCCAAGUAAGCUGAAAACAUCUGAAAGAAUCCUCCCGAGGUUCCGAGACAGGAAGGCGAGGCGGAGCGGCCAGGGCAAGAAGGGCCCCACCAGAUCCCUGCUGCGCCUCAAGUUCUUGCAGAAGUAUUGCAAUGAGCUUCUGAGCUGCGACCCGCGGGUCACGCAGUCUGGAGAGCUCAUCCAGUUCUUCGACCCCAAAGAGCAGGACCUGCGGCCGGACUUCUCCAAGAACAGCAUCCUAAUCAUGCCAUCGGAUGAGGACACCAGGACCGACGCGGGUCACCUCGGUGGGGGCAACGUCACCCAGCCGUUUGUCACCGAGACAUACAGGUGCGUGGCCCCCUACGAGACAAAGGACACCAAGAACAAACCGUUCAAAGUGGCGGUGGAUGAAAAAGUGGACGUGCUCAUCAAAGACAAAGCAGGGUGGUGGCUUGUGGAGAAUGAAGGCAAACAGAUGGCCUGGUUCCCUGCCCCCUAUCUGGAGAAGCUGGAUGAUGACGACGUUGAAGAUGAAACGGAUGGGACUCCCGAAAGAGGAACUCUGUGCACCGCGAUCAAGAGCUACAAGGCCACCAACGACGACGAGAUAACUGUAAGCAUCGGUGCAGUGGUGGAGGUCCUGCAGAAAUCCAACAACGGCUGGUGGCUCAUCAGAUACAAUGGUAAAGCAGGCUACGUCCCCACCAUGUACCUGCAGCCCUACAACUACCCUCACAUCCGCCUGGCCGGCCACCAUCAGGAUCGCCGCGCCUACCCCUCGACGCUGGAGCAGUCCCACCAGCUCAGCCACUCUCACGGAAACCUGCUGCAGCUUCCGCCCGUCGGGUCAUCACCCCACCCACUGCAACCAGACGCGAGACAGAGGUCCCUGUCCCUCAACGUCCUAUCUGACCAACCUCCUGCUCAGCCAGCACCGAGUACCUCUGCGACCAGCGUCGCCACAGCAACCCCCGCUGCGCAACGCGCUCCUCCUCCUCCCACCAUCAUGGUGGAGAUGGACGCAGAGGAACGGCGUGGCAGGAGCCAGAGAGCAGAGAGCGAUGCAAGCUUUGGGAGCAGCAGCAGCAGCAGCGACUUCAGCGACGACCUCAGCUCCUCCUCGGCGAGCUCCUCCUUCAACCUGAGCCCGAGCACCAACGAUGAAAACCUGCGCCUCAGCCGCACGCCUCCGCCGGUGGCGAGGAACCGCCUCAGCCCAGCAACCGCCCCAGGGGGGAAAAUAAUCCCCAGUGUCUCUGAUCCCAACCUCUACAAGGGGGCCACAACACCCAAGGUGCCGCCCAGGCCGCGGCCUCAGGAGAUCCUCACUCGCUGCACCACAGUCACCCGCAAGAAUGCGAGCAGGGGCGGCCUGUCACCCACACCAACCCAGAUACUGAGCCAGUGAAGUUGUCCCCUGACACCAAUGCUGUCUCUUUAGUUUUUAUUAAAGAACCUCAUCUAUUUAGCAUUUUGGUUAAAAAUACCAACUUAAAAAAAAUGACUUGUGCGCUGCCAUUCAAUUGGCAGCGCACAAAUGAAUUAGGUUUGUUCAACUUAAAGUUAGCAAUCGUCUAUACGUGUUAACCUCGUAACUUUAAGUUGAACUAACUAUUAAUUUGCUGCCAAUUGUAAAGUAAUAUUUUUGAGUGGGUGAACAAUUUUUCAAUUUUCUUAUUUUUUCGGUGAGAUUUGGUUAAUGGUGGCUGUGCGAGAUAAUCAUUUAACACCCAUUCAAUCGUAUUUUCUCAAAGCAAGGGGGGAUCUUGAAAUAUACACAUUGUGCAUCUGGUGAGUCACACUAUUGAAUGAUCAACUCUGAAAAUCAAAGUUAUGGCUGUGUCCGGAAAUAUUUACUAGAAUUCUGAGUCGCCGCAUUAAAUACUGAGAGGACUGUGGGGAUAUAAGAAAUGUCAAUACUACUUUAAAAGUUUUGUUGACAUUUGAUGCCACGUGUAAUGUCCAUGUUUGCAACAUCCACAAAAUCUGCUAAAUUAAAUCAGCUUACAUGUAUAAAUAAGGUGAUUAAAUAGAUACACUAUACAUUCAUGAUGCACCUAUUCACUACCUGUUCUGAAUGAUUUCUUUUCCAUAUUGGAAAGCUGUGUUGUGCCUUAAAUGCAUUUUCACUGCGUGGAGUGUUUAGCGUGUCAUUGGUCCGAACUUUUAUCUGCAGAAUAAUGAAAUGUUAGUUUGAAAAGCCUGUGUGUGUGUGUGUGUGCGUGAGAAGGCCUUUUGAGUAUGUUUACAGCAGAUCUACUUGAAGAAUGAGAUGCAAGUAAUAGACAUGUACAACCCAGAUCCGACGGUGUAAAAUAACUAGGUAUGUUCAUAUAAUUCUGAGGAGCUGGGAACAAAUAAAAACGUUUUUUUCAUGUGA
Molecule: messenger RNA, 2629 nt
Organism: Scophthalmus maximus (turbot)
Lineage: Eukaryota; Metazoa; Chordata; Actinopteri; Pleuronectiformes; Scophthalmidae
Gene: noxo1a
Product: NADPH oxidase organizer 1a
Exons: 8
Coding region: 95-1657 (520 amino acids)
Biological process (GO): superoxide anion generation
Molecular function (GO): protein binding; phosphatidylinositol binding; superoxide-generating NADPH oxidase activator activity
Source: RefSeq, a predicted model, not a curated record